Tinamus guttatus (white-throated tinamou) is the source of this 1194-nucleotide messenger RNA. RefSeq names its product histamine H3 receptor. The record is from RefSeq and is a predicted model, not a curated record. NCBI's taxonomy places the organism in Eukaryota, Metazoa, Chordata, Aves, Tinamiformes, Tinamidae. Gene Ontology annotation, cellular component: dendrite; plasma membrane; synapse. Gene Ontology annotation, biological process: adenylate cyclase-inhibiting G protein-coupled acetylcholine receptor signaling pathway; chemical synaptic transmission; G protein-coupled receptor signaling pathway, coupled to cyclic nucleotide second messenger. Gene Ontology annotation, molecular function: G protein-coupled acetylcholine receptor activity; histamine receptor activity; G protein-coupled serotonin receptor activity.
AUGCUCAACAGCACCGCCGAAGCUCUGCCGACCAUGGCAAUAUGCAACAGGACGGCGUCCUCACAGCCAUCCAACUCACAGUUCUCGCUGGGAGUGCUGGUGCUCCUGGCUGUCCUCAUGGUGCUGCUCGCUCUGGUCACCAUCCUUGGCAACGCCUUGGUGAUCCUUGCUUUCCUACUGGACAGAAACCUCCGGCAUCGGAGUAAUUACUUCUUUCUCAAUCUUGCGAUUUCUGACUUUGCAGUGGGUGCAUUCUGCAUCCCUCUGUACAUCCCUUACAGCCUUACAGGGAAAUGGCAGUUGGGAAGAAACGUCUGCAAGUUCUGGCUUCUUAUGGACUACCUUCUCUGCACAGCUUCAGUAUUUAACAUUGUUCUCAUCAGCUAUGACCGUUUCCUGUGUGUUACUAAAGCUGUGUCCUACCGAGUGCAGCAGGGAGCAGCCUCCAGCCCCGUUGUGAAGAUGGCGGCCAUCUGGGCCUUGGCCUUCCUGCUCUACUGCCCGGCAGUUCUCUUCUGGGAGCUCGUGGCCGGCUGCAGCGUGGUGCCGCCGGACGAGUGCUACGCCGAGUUCUUCAACAACUGGUACUUCCUGCUGUGCGCCUCCACCGUGGAGUUCUUUGUGCCGCUGGUCUCUGUGACCUAUUUCAAUGUGCACAUCUUCCGGGAUAUCCAUAAGCGUCAGAGACGUGGCAGUGUGUUGGACAGCGAGCCGCCCAAGAGCGGUGGCCUGUCUUGGAGAUCUUGCCUCCUGCCAAGGCAAGGCUUAUCUUCUUCGGAAGCAGAGGACAGUAGUUCUUCCUCUAUGAGGCCAAAGAAAGAGUCUUUGGUAACUGUAAGCUCACUGCCAUCCAGAGGUAAUUCUGUAACCCCAGAGAAUGACCUCUCCGCUUCUUUCUGUGCGAAGACCAGAUCAAAACUGCAACAGGAUAAGAAAAUUGCAAAGUCACUUGCCAUAAUUGUGUGCAUCUUUGCCAUUUGUUGGGCCCCGUAUACGUUACUAAUGAUAAUUCGUGGGGCCUGCCAAGGAACCUGUGUCCACAACUCCUUGUAUGAAAUAACCUUUUGGCUUUUAUGGCUCAAUUCAUCUUUGAAUCCAUUUCUCUAUCCUCUCUGUCAUGUUAAAUUUCGAAUGGCUUUCACAAAAAUAUUAUGUCCACAAAAGUUUGCAGCACUGAGAUCAAGAUCUUUUUAG